GAAAACCGACACUUUCGUCAAAAAGUGUUUGGCUUUUUGAGAUGAAUAUGCUUUUCAAGUAUCUUCUUCUAACUGCAGGCUGUUUUGCUAUUUUCGUCUUACUGUAUAAGACCGAGCCGGUAGAUGAUAAUGUUACCAAAAGCAGCAGAACUCUAAUCCAGCCGAAGUCCUCUAAAAUCCAGCUGAAAUCUUUCAAACCAACGUUUUUCGAAGAAUGGAAUUCGUGCGUUGCUCAAAAGUUUUUGGCCAUUCCUAUGACCGCAGAAGAUUUUUGGGGGAGCUUUGAGAAGAAAUCUCGAGCGUGUGAUCAUGAUACAAAUGUUACUCAACAUCUACGAGCUAUUCCACUGCAGAAUUCCGAUGAGGUUAAAUAUGCAAUUUUGCCAGUUCGUAAAACUCCGAAUGAUGUGUUUGUAACACUUGGGAUUGGACAAGACAUUAACGCUGAGGUGAAAUUUCAAAAGGAAAUGCAAAAUAUUGGACUCAAUGUGUCUUUCUAUGGAGCUGACCCAAUUGUCGAAGGAAAUUCAGUGUUAUAUUCAACCAUUGGGAAAUAUUUUCCAUUUGCUGUUGGAGAGAAAGCUGGGUUUUCAACGGCCAGUGUACUUUUGGAUGAAAGAUACAUAAACAUGCCAGUAGUUCAUGUGGAUAUAUAUUACUUUUUGAAAGAUAUUCUUGAUAAAAACGUAAUUGAUUAUUUCUGGAUGGAUUCUGAAUACGCCGAAUAUGGGACUUUUGAUAUUUUCUAUGAAAAUGGAAAAUUGGAACAGUUGGGAAUUACUUUCUGCCAAAUGAGUUUGGAGGUUCACAGCCCGAGUAAAGAACAAAAGGAACAAUUUAUGAUAUUCAUUAAACGAGUGGUUGAAGAAAAAUGGUUUGGGUUCUUCUUCACUGAACAGGUUUCACACAUAAGAAUGUGGAUUUUCAAUUUUGGAAGCGAGUAUUGUGUUCACAAAUUCUUGAACUGAUUUGUUUUAUUUUUCGGUGUGACAUUUUAAGGGAAUUUUUUAAGAAUCAAUUCCACAAAAGCCCAUGUUAAUUUUAUUUAUUUGUUUUUAUCGAAUAAAAUUCACAUU
Molecule: messenger RNA, 1076 nt
Organism: Caenorhabditis elegans
Lineage: Eukaryota; Metazoa; Nematoda; Chromadorea; Rhabditida; Rhabditidae
Gene: F28A10.1
Product: Methyltransferase FkbM domain-containing protein
Exons: 7
Coding region: 42-968 (308 amino acids)
Source: RefSeq, marked reviewed